This is a messenger RNA of Babjeviella inositovora NRRL Y-12698, 1239 nucleotides long. RefSeq names its product G protein subunit beta (gene STE4). Gene Ontology annotation, cellular component: heterotrimeric G-protein complex; cytoplasm. The transcript has a single exon. Lineage: Eukaryota; Fungi; Ascomycota; Pichiomycetes; Serinales. Gene Ontology annotation, biological process: G protein-coupled receptor signaling pathway. Gene Ontology annotation, molecular function: protein binding; signaling receptor complex adaptor activity. The record is from RefSeq and is a predicted model, not a curated record. The coding region runs from base 1 to 1239 and encodes 412 amino acids.
AUGAUCUCAAGCAACAUUCCUAAACUUUCAGUCCAAGAACGAAUCGACGCCGCCCGUGAAGAGGCAAAAUUCCUCGUCCAAGAGAUCGACAGAACCAGAGCCUCCACUCAGGAUGCCCAGCUCAUCGAGAUCUCCAGCAACGUACCCACGCUUAAUCGCGUGACUUACUUGAAGCCAUACCAGUCUUUACGUGGCCAUGGAAACAAAAUAUCGAGCGUCAGAUGGAGCAAUGACUCACGGCAGAUCCUCUCGGCCUCCCAGGACGGCUUUAUGAUCAUCUGGGAUGCUACCACUGCGAUGAAAGUCAAUGCAAUUCCCUUGAGCUCUCCUUGGGUACUCGCGUGUGCCUACUCGCCUAACGGAAGAAUGGUUGCCUCUGGGGGCUUGGAUAACGCGUGCACCCUUUACCGUAUUUCGCAUGAAUCAAUUGAUCACAGCAGGACGGGAGAGUCUGGCUACGGAAUGGUGGGGGGCUUGACUCAGAAUAUUGUUUCGGUCUUCAAAGGGCACACUGCUUACAUCAGUGGUUGUGAAUUUCUCUCAGAGAACUUCACCCUCACUUCCAGCGGAGACAUGACCUGUGCCCUUUGGGACGUCUCACGAGGCAGUAGGGUACGAGAGUUUAUGGACCAUUUAGGGGAUGUUUUGUGUCUAGCGGUUCCUCAAAGCCAACACGGCUCGCAGAGUUUUGUUUCGGGUGCCUCCGACGGUUACAUCCGUCUUUGGGACAUCAGACAACGGGCCCCGGCGCAGAGCCAUUUUGUCGCCCAUUCAGAUAUCAACUGCAUGAAGUUCUUUCCGGACGCAAAUAGCCUCGCCACCGGAUCCGACGACGGUUCAAUCCGUUUGUUUGAUUUCAGGGCUGAUUGCCAGUUGGCUAGCUACACAUUGCCUCGCACCUUGCGGAACUCUUCGUACGGAAAGGCCAAUUUCCCAAUGGCAACACCACAGCCCCAGUACGCACAGUGCUGGCAAGGUUCGUACGUGAGCGAUAUUGAGAGUUUAGCCUCGGAGACGGACACGCAGAGUGUAUCUUCAUUAGAUUUUUCCGCUUCUGGAAGAAUGCUUUAUGGGUGUAUCGGUGAUUACGGGUGCGUGAUUUUUGAUACGCUUCGUACGGAUGCGGUGGGGAAGCUUGAAGGUCAUUCAAACCGGGUAAAUAUGGUGAGUUGCAGUCCCGACGGGAUGGCCGUCUGUACCGCCUCCUGGGACUCCACCAUCAAAAUAUGGUCUAUCUAA